Molecule: messenger RNA, 2272 nt
Organism: Xyrauchen texanus (razorback sucker)
Lineage: Eukaryota; Metazoa; Chordata; Actinopteri; Cypriniformes; Catostomidae
Gene: ddx43
Product: DEAD (Asp-Glu-Ala-Asp) box polypeptide 43
Exons: 17
Coding region: 1-2103 (700 amino acids)
Molecular function (GO): ATP binding; RNA binding; RNA helicase activity
Source: RefSeq, a predicted model, not a curated record
AUGUCGGACUGGGAGGAUGAGUACGAUUCGGAUGGUUUGGCAACUUCAAAGCCGUUGACCCUUCAGGCUACGCCGGUGGUAAACUCAUUGAAGCCUCCGUCUUUUCGAGGCACACAGGGCCGUGAAACCGCGAGUUUCGGCGCAAAGUGGGGCAGUGAAGCUCCACGUGCUAAAGUGGACGUUGAUGGUCAGUGGAGAAAAUGGAGGGACCGAGACUCCGAAUUAAAAGCAUAUGACUGUGCAGCCGGUAGAGAUGACAGUUACAGUCGCUCCCGGGUUGGGCCUGGUAAAGGUCGCGGUGAUGGAAAGAGAUCAGGUUCAGCAGCGCCGACAACACUGCGUGUGGAAAACUGUCUGGUCGGGAGGAUAAUAGGUCGAGGCGGGGCAAAAAUUCGGGAACUUGAAGAGAGCAGUGGAGCAUCGAUCAAGAUAAGCCAAUGUGCUAAUGAAGCAGAGGUGCUCAUCUUUGGAAGCUGUGAUGUUCAACUCAAAGCCAAAGACAUGAUUGAAGAAUUGGUGCAUGGGAACUCGUUCAGAGGUCCUGGACAACGCAAUGGAAAUAGCGCUGCAGGGUUUCAGAGUGAUUCAUGCUGGCCAGAUUCUGCCGUACGGGCUGCGGCUGCGGCUGCCUCUGCGGCUGCACCAAUUGACUGGACUGCACUUAGAGAAAACCGUGAUAAAUAUGAAGCUAUGAAAUGGCAAGAUCUUCCUGAUCUGAAGAAAGAUUUCUAUAUUGAAUCAGAAUCAGUGGCUGCUCGCAGUGCAGAAGUUGUUCAAGCCUGGAGAAAAGAAAAUAACAACAUCUUUGUGGAUGAUUUGAGAGACAGGGAAAAAAGAACCAUUCCCAGUCCAGUUUGCACUUUUAAGGAGGCUUUUGUACACUAUCCUGGAAUAAUGGAAAACAUCGUCAGAGUGGGAUUUCAAAAGCCAACUCCUAUUCAGUCACAAGCCUGGCCAAUAAUUCUGAAAGGAAUCGACCUGAUUGGCAUAGCACAGACAGGAACAGGCAAAACUCUGGCCUAUCUGCUUCCUGGCUUUAUUCAUAUGGAUGAGCAACCUGUGCCUAGAGACAAGCGAGAAGGCCCUGGCAUGUUGGUUUUGACUCCCACACGAGAGCUUGCCCUUCAGAUUGAAGCCGAGUGCAGCAAAUACAGCUACAAAGGCUUUAAAAGUGUCUGUAUCUAUGGUGGAGCUGACAGACGGGCCCAGAUUAAGCUAGUGACCAGUGGUGUAGACAUAGUCAUCGCUACACCAGGACGAUUAAACGAUCUGCAAAUGAAUGAGCUUAUUAACUUGCGCUUUAUCACCUAUCUUGUGUUGGAUGAGGCUGACAGAAUGUUGGAUAUGGGCUUUGAACCUCAAAUCAUGAAAAUUAUUCUGGAUAUUCGGCCUGACAGACAAACCAUUAUGACCAGUGCCACCUGGCCAACAGGUGUCAGGCGGUUGGCCAAAUCCUACCUGAAAGACCCCAUGAUGGUUUACGUGGGCACCUUGGAUCUAGCGGCGGUAAACACCGUUCAGCAGACGGUACUGUUUGUGCAAGAGGAAGAAAAGAAAGCCUAUGUGUUCGAUUUCAUCCACCAAAUGGAGCCUUUGGACAAAGUGCUGAUAUUCGUUGGAAAAAAAAUAAAAGCUGAUGACCUCUCCAGUGACCUGUGUCUACAGGGAGUAGCGGUACAAUCUUUGCAUGGAGACAGAGAGCAGUGUGACAGAGAAGAAGCACUGCAGGACUUUAAAGAUGGUCGGGUGCGUAUUCUGGUGGCUACUGACUUGGCCUCCCGGGGGCUAGACGUUCAUGACAUCACGCAUGUCUUCAACUAUGACUUUCCUCGGAACAUAGAGGAGUAUGUGCACCGCAUCGGGAGAACAGGGCGAGCAGGGAGGUCCGGAGCUUCUGUAACCCUGGUAACAAGAGAAGAUUGGAAAAUGGCUUCCGAGUUGAUCACUAUCCUGGAGAGAUCUGGUCAGGAUGUACCAGAGGAGCUGGUAAUGAUGGCUGAGCGUUAUGAAAAACAUCAGAGGGAGAAAGAAAUGUUUGCACCCAGAGGCCGAGGAGGAGGACGGAGAGGUGGUUUUGGAGGAGGCUCAGACCUGCACUUCUGAUCUCUUGAAAGAUCAAUGCAGCUGUAGUACCUGGAGUUGCAUUUAUUCACUUUUAAAAUGUUUAUACUCUAUUUGUAGAGAGACCUGUGAUGUUCUUGUAAACAAAUAUUAUUUAAGUUUUGUUUUUUCAAAAUCAGAUUAAUGUUGUAUGCAGUUUAUUUCUUUAAUG